Messenger RNA from Phyllopteryx taeniolatus (common seadragon), 1997 nucleotides. RefSeq names its product parkinson protein 7 (gene park7). Gene Ontology annotation, cellular component: nucleus; cytosol. NCBI's taxonomy places the organism in Eukaryota, Metazoa, Chordata, Actinopteri, Syngnathiformes, Syngnathidae. Gene Ontology annotation, biological process: protein deglycation, glyoxal removal; guanine deglycation, glyoxal removal. Gene Ontology annotation, molecular function: protein deglycase activity. The coding region runs from base 114 to 683 and encodes 189 amino acids. The record is from RefSeq and is a predicted model, not a curated record. The transcript has 7 exons.
CUGGGGGGCGAUAGAGUGUCAGAGACGAGCAAGUCAGGCUGGAGCUAACUGCGCACGGAGGUUAAAUUCCUUCCCUUGCUUCUCUUUCCACCUGACGAGCUGCUCACUCAGUCAUGGCCGCUAAGAGAGCCUUGGUCAUCCUGUCGAAGGGUGCAGAGGAGAUGGAGACCGUUAUCCCGGUGGACAUCAUGCGAAGAGCCGGGAUUGCAGUGACAGUGGCGGGGCUGACUGGUAAAGAGCCGGUGCAGUGCAGCAGAAAUGUCCUGAUCUGUCCCGAUGCAAGCUUGGAGGAGGCCAGAAAACAGGGCCCCUAUGAUGUGGUUCUUCUUCCAGGAGGAAUGCCAGGGGCGCAGAACUUGGCGGAGUCUCCUGCUGUGAGUGAAGUGCUGAAGGACCAAGAUGGCAGGAAAGGCCUUAUUGCGGCCAUCUGUGCAGGUCCGACUGCUCUUCUGGCGCAUGGCAUCGGCUACGGUAGCACUGUGACCACACAUCCAGCUAUGAAGGACAAGAUGAUGGCUGGAGAUCACUAUAAAUAUUCUGAGGCUCGAGUGCAGAAGGAUGGCCAUUACAUCACCAGCCGUGGGCCCGGAACCAGUUUCGAAUUCGCCCUGACUAUCGUAGAGGAGCUUCUGGGGGCUGAGGUUGCCGCUCAAGUCAAGGCUCCCCUCGUUAUGAAAGAGUAACUGUAGCCGCUUCACAGCUGCUCACGGGCCGCAACUUUAGGGUCACUGGGAGUUGGAGUCUGUCCUAGCUGACAUCAGACGAAAGGCUGACUACAACAUAGACUGCUCAACAGUCAAUCACAGGGCACAUAUCGAGACAGACAACCAUUCACGCUCAAAUUCACACCAUCAGUGAGUUGUAACUGAACCCACGCUCCCUGCAGGGAAGUCAGGCAAAUGAACCACAACACCAUCAGCUAAAAGAUGCAAGAAUGCCCAAUUUAAAUCGCUUAUUCAUUUGACAAUUGUAUUGUGGUUGUAGUUAGCAGUGAUGUAGAGCUGUUCUGCAUCUCACUGAGAGGUAUCUGUUAGAAUUUAUCCCUCCCAUGCAGCUAAUUUAGGUAACAGAGAGAUGCGAAACCACUCUUAGUUAGAUGCAAUUGUACACUACUGCAAAAUACAACCACAGAAAUAAAGAGAUGUAUUUGUAAAGUCAGAAUUUCUUGCAUUUGCCCCAUUAGAUCCGGGGAAACUUUUGGCAAUCCAAUUCUUAAAACAGUACAAUAAUCCCUCACAUUCAAGGUUUACUAUUUGCAAAUUCACCUAUUCAUGUUUUUCCGGAGCAUAUUCCCAGCUACUGUAUUUGCUUUUUGUGUGCUUUCUGAAACACCCUACAAUGCCACAAGAUGCUGUCAACGCCCUGUCUGAAUAGGAAUUGGUCUCAUGGAAAUGCAGUAUAUUGAAGUAAUACAUCUUCACUGAAAGACAAGCCUUGUAUUAUUGGGGGAUGAGCUAAGUUUUAGCCUGGAUUGUUAGUGGGAGAUACAGAGAUUCUUCGCCUUAUGUCCAUGUACGUGUUCAAUUUUGUUGCAUUUUUGGGAAAUCAAUAUACAAGCCAUUUAUUUUUAAGAGUAAAGUUGUAAAAUCAGUUUAAAAUAUUUUGUGAUCAUAGUUUUUGACAUAUAUACAGUUUAAACUAUUAAAAUUGACAAUAAUAAAGAUUUUAAGGAGGUUGUCAAAUACUUGAGACUAGCGGGGAUUACUGUACAACUUUAGGGGACGUGUAUAAGAAGCUUGGAGUUGCUCAUAAUCAUUUCAUUUUUUUUUUUUUAUUAAUUUAGUACAUCUGUUGGAGGACUUCCCAAAAACUGAAAUGGCCGCUAAAGGGAAAACAAUGUCCAGAUGUACCCAAUGAUGUGGUCAGUGAGUGAAGAGUCCUCCUCCUUCAUUUGCACUUGAAACCAGCCUCGAUUGUCCUUUCAGCAUGAACUUCAAUGUAACUAAUCACUGCACAGCAUUUUUUAAUAACCCACAAUAAACUCAAUGUUACAAUAA